Messenger RNA from Ciona intestinalis (vase tunicate), 835 nucleotides. Its product is annotated as tRNA-uridine aminocarboxypropyltransferase 2-like. Lineage: Eukaryota; Metazoa; Chordata; Ascidiacea; Phlebobranchia; Cionidae. The record is from RefSeq and is a predicted model, not a curated record.
AUAUUUAAUGCAAGUUGCCAAGACUUGUUCGAAGACCAAGUUAAACUCUCCUUCAUAAUAUUUUUACCAACUUUUAUUCUUUAUUGAGGUUGUUAGUUACAUGACAAUGGUAGCUUUAUGACCAAAUAAUGAAUGGACAACGAUGAUUUCUUUGACGCUUUUAACGAUUGGGAUGAUUUGACGCAGAAGCGUGAACAAUGUCUAAGAUGUGGCCGACCAACAACAGUUUGCAUCUGCUCCCAUCUUCCCAUUGAUCCGAUCCAAUUAAAACGAUCCCGUCUUCACAUCUUGCAGCAUCCCAACGAGGAGAAUCGGCCAUUACACACCGUGUCUAUUCUACGCUCAGCACUUCAUACUGACUCUUGCUACGUAUACAAAGGGAAAUCAUUCUCACAGCAAAAAUACCCGAACCUACAUCAGGUGUUUAAAGCAGACAAUACAGUGCUGUUGUAUCCGUCGAAAAAUGCGACAAAACUUGACGACUUGAAGUUCAAUGGUUGUUGUAAUGUUGUGUUAGUUGAUGGAACUUGGAAGCAAGCUUCAUCCAUGUUUGCUAGGAAUCCUGUGCUGGAUACUUUGACUAAGGUACAAAUUGAGGCCCCAUCCAUAAGUGAGUACGUGGUACGCACACAACCCAAUGAUAAAUGUCUCUCCACUGUAGAAUGCGCUGCCAUUGCUUUGUCGCAUACUGAAGAUGAUUUGAACUUAAAGGAGGUAUUGUUGAAACCACUACGUGCGAUGUGUCAGUUCCAACUCAACCAUGGAGCUGUAGUUCAUCAAAGCAAAGAAGCUGUGGCUAGAUCUAAGAUGCAAUGAAUAAAUUUGGAUUUUAUAG